Nasonia vitripennis (jewel wasp) is the source of this 2230-nucleotide messenger RNA. RefSeq lists its product as uncharacterized. The coding region runs from base 159 to 1514 and encodes 451 amino acids. The transcript is spliced from 4 exons. The record is from RefSeq and is a predicted model, not a curated record. Lineage: Eukaryota; Metazoa; Arthropoda; Insecta; Hymenoptera; Pteromalidae.
UUACAGGUAUAAUAAACAUGGUUGCCAGCAAAAUCUCGCGAGACACGGCCGUCCUCAGAACGCACUAUUGCAAUUAAUUAUUGAUCAUAAAUCAAUAAAAGUAAUAACAAUUGCUUUAUGUUAUGCCAUAAUUUGUCUAAAUUCAUCAAAAGAUCAUAAUGCCUCGACCAGCGCAUCCUAAUUGGAAUGGAUUCACUCCAAUGUAUGAUACAUUAGGAAAACACAUUACUUAUGCAAAAUGUGAUUCUUGCAACAAAGUGAUGAAAAAAAGCGAUUCUCUUGCUUUGAUGAAUCACAAGAAAGUGUGCAAGGGACCGCCAAAUGCAUCAGAGGUUUCGAAUAGUGCAAGAGUGUCAACACAGAGAUCACCUUUGAGUAGUUUAUCAACAACUACUAAUGAUGUCAAUAACAAAGAAAAUCCAACAGGUAGUUUGUUGGAUGAUAACAAUGCAGUUGCUGUAACUACCAGCACUACGCCAAAGAAAAUCAAUAGUCAAGAACAUACUUCACCUGCAGCCAAGUGUCCAAGACUAUCAGUCAACGAUGACAAUCAGAGUGCAGAUACAAAGAAUAGGAAUUCAAAGGAAAAAGACGUAUAUUUUUUAAAAUUUCUACUUUGUUUCAAUAUAGAUUUCAAGAAGAUUAACUCAGCACAUUGUCAAAAUAUGUUGAAAACUCUUGACCCAACAUAUACAAUACCGAGUAUUGAAGAUUUAACAAACAGAGUUCUAGACUAUGCUAUUCAAAAAAUGAAUGAAGAAAAAAUUCAAGAUCUCACAAGCACAAUGGGAAUGGCUACAAUAGGCAUUGACAACGAAAUAAUUGCUAUAAGUUUUGCAAUCCACAGCAAUAAUAAAUAUUUCUAUAUAGAUAAUAUCACAAUAUGUAAAGAUGAUGUUGAUUACAUAAAACAAUUGGAUGUUUUUUGCAAUCUAUCAGUUGAAAUGGCUAAGAAAGUGUACAAUGUAAGCGUGAAAUUUGUUUUGUAUGAUGGUAGCGUUAGAAUCAGCUGCAUGGGAAUAGCCAACAAUAGUAAAUAUUAUACCAUAACAACAUUUUCACAAAUAAUCAGCGAAUUAAAGUAUAAUCAUGAUCCAUUCUUAGUUGCAAAUAGUAGUGAUACUGAAAAAGUAAAACAAUAUGACAAUGUCCUUGAAAGUUUUGAAAAAAAAUUAACUACAGCUAAUUAUACGAUAGCGGAUGCUACAGAAGAUUUGCUAUAUCUUGUCAGUAAUGAAAGUUUAUCCAUAAAUAAAUCUAUGGAUAAAACAAUUAUUGAAUUGUUAAGCCCAGUAUCAUUAGCAGCUAAUUAUUUUAUGCACGAGUUCAAGGGCCAUCAUUUUAUUGAUUAUAAGCCACUAAAAGAUAUGAUGUAUGAAUUUCUUUUUGAUGCUGUUCCGAAUGAAGCAUUUGAUAGCUUAACAGAAUUUAAGGACCAAACAGGUAUUUUUCAGGAAUUAAAUAAUCAACAAAAAUUCAAAUUUACUCGUGGGAGAUUUUUGGCACAUUGCUAAAAUCAAUCAUAAAUCAUUAAGUUCUUUUGCAUUAUAAUUAAUAAAAUUGCCUGCAAGUCUACGCACAAUUAACCUAUUAGAUCUAAGAUAAAUAAACUCAAAUUCAUACAUUAAAAAAAAAAUGAAAGUACAAAAGCAUUCUUAAUUUCACUUAUUUUGAAUGAAUAAUUAGCAAUACUUUUUUUUAUACGCUAUUUUUUAUAUUUAUAUAAGGUUCGGCUAUGUAUAUUUUUGACUGAUUAAGGUUACUUCGACUAAGUUAAUAAUGAAAAUGUAUUAAAAGCAUUAGAAACUACUUUUAAGUGUGAAAUAUUUAUAACCGUACAUCAUUAAUGUACGUUUACUGCCAAAGUUUGUAGUCAAUCAUCACUAUAAUAAUAUUUUAACUGAUUAAGGCUAAUAACAUAAUAAAUAAAGAAAUAAUUAUUUUAUUUUAUAUAACCGUAUCAGAGAUAUGCAACGGAUAAGCAUAAUCAGUAUUAUGUAACAUUGAUUAUUAUUAUAAAAGAGCAAUGUAAUUGUUCGUUAUUUGAAAAAAUGACUACGUAGAGAUGACAAAGUAAACUUUUUAUUUUUAUAGAAGUAUAGCGACGCUGUAAAAAGUUGAUAAAAAAAUGUUAUGAAAAAAUAAUUCAUAUAAGAAAAAGAAUUUGUUGUGCUUUAUGUACAGACCACACAAUAAAUAAUAUAAAUUCAAAACAGCGUAUAAAAUAAAA